Benincasa hispida (wax gourd) is the source of this 1278-nucleotide messenger RNA. The record is from RefSeq and is a predicted model, not a curated record. NCBI's taxonomy places the organism in Eukaryota, Viridiplantae, Streptophyta, Magnoliopsida, Cucurbitales, Cucurbitaceae.
CUAUUUUUUACAUGUGAAAAAUAAAGUGAUUAUUUUGGACAAUUUCCCAUUUUAAAGCCGCCCUCGUCUCAACUGUGGAACGAAAAACCGCUCAACUUGAUGGGUGAUCAGUAGCUGCUUCAGACGAUCUUUCUUCACCAAAAUUGUUCCAAUUGGAAGCAGUUUAUGAGUUAGGAAAUGGAAUCAAGUAACGACCCUGAGAAUCAGCUCAUGAUUGAAGGAAAUAUCGCUCAGAAUAUGAAGAUUGAUCCGGAGAGAGCUCGGUUUCCAUGUUGCAUUGUGUGGACACCUCUUCCUGUUAUUUCUUGGCUUGUUCCUUUCAUUGGUCACAUUGGUAUUGGCAGAGAGGAUGGAGUAAUCUUAGACUUUGCUGGCCCCAAUUUUGUAUGUGUGGACAACUUCACAUUUGGAGCAGUCGCACGGUAUCUUCAAAUCAACAGAGAUAAGUGUUGCAUUUCCACUCAUAGAAGUGAAGAAGAAUUGAGGGAAGUUGAUCAUGGCAGAGAAAUUUCAACAUGGGAUGAUGCAUUGCGGAGAAGCACUCAAGAGUUCCAACACCGAUCCUACAAUCUCUUGACUUGUAAUUGUCAUUCCUUUGUGGCUAAUAAUCUGAACAGACUUGGGUUUCGCAUAGGUGGAUGGAAUGUGGUGAACCUUGCAGCUCUGAUUUUUCUCAAGGGUCGAUGGGUCAGUAAAGGAGCUGUUAUCCGGACGUUCUUACCAUUUGUUGUGGUAUUCAAUAUUGGACUCGCAGUGGGGGGUACUACGUUUCUUACCUUCUUGGCAUUCUUCACUUUCUUCCUGGUUGGUUGGUUCAUUCUUGGUACUUACGUCUUCAAAAAUUUGGUCCAGUUGUAAUGUUUCUGCAUUUUUUACACAUUGGAUUCUGUGACUUGAAUGAAGGUAAAUUGCUUUUCUUAGUUGUAUUUGUCCAAUCUUUGUUAUUGUGCCGUGCAGUUCAUAUGGCGUAUCAUAUACGUAGGAGGCAAAACAUUUAAUAUAGCUCACGACCGUGAUUACUUGCAGCCUGUUUAGGCCAUUAAUCAAUAGAGUUCGUGAACUGUUUAUUAGAUAAGUGGUAAUGAUAAAUUAAAAUAACUAAAUACUUCUACUUAUAUUGUGAUUAGGUGAACAAAAGUUUAGAAUUAAAGAAUUGUUUGUGAAGUAUUUGGGGAAAAAAAGGUAAUUUUUGUCCAAGUUUGGUGAAUAAUAUACUGUAAUCAGUAGUUCGAGUUCUGUACAAUUGCUAAUGAAAUCGUUUACUCAAAGAUUUAGCUA